This is a messenger RNA of Dendroctonus ponderosae (mountain pine beetle), 1913 nucleotides long. Its product is annotated as UDP-glucosyltransferase 2. NCBI's taxonomy places the organism in Eukaryota, Metazoa, Arthropoda, Insecta, Coleoptera, Curculionidae. The transcript has 6 exons. The coding region runs from base 133 to 1710 and encodes 525 amino acids. Gene Ontology annotation, molecular function: UDP-glycosyltransferase activity. The record is from RefSeq and is a predicted model, not a curated record.
CAACGUGUUAUCAAAAGCUUUAUCCACAGCUACCUGUUAGUAGUUGCAAAGAUUAGCCACAACUAACUGAGCAUUUUGAACCCGAUUCGAAACAUUCUCGUGAGCCGUUUCGGUCGAAAAUUUCAGCUCAUCAUGAACCUGCUGGUGAUAUUUUUGCUGGGGAUCACAGCGGUGCAGGGCGCGAAUAUUCUUAUAACAUACGAAACAGCCAGACGAAGCCAUCAAAUCUGGAUCACUCAACUAGCGGAAGCGCUGGUGGCCAAAGGCCACAACAUCACUCUAGGAGGCUCAUUCUCCAGAGCCAUUCCAGCCAGCGAUGAGUAUCACCCGAUUACAUUCGAAGGCAUAUUUAUGGCGCAUUACAAAGUGAACAAAACCGCCCACUUGUUCGCAAACCCUUGGAGGAUAAUUCACCUGAACCACAACUACAAUUAUGCGAUUUGCAACAAAACCUAUCACUCGAAGGGCUUCAACAGCCUGUGGAACUACCCGGAUAACUUUACCUUUGAUUUGAUCCUAAUGGAUAUGACGUUUGGACCGUGCCUUUAUCCAUUAAUCGAACGUUUCGGCCGGCCCUACACUAUUGGGUUUACACCAUCAGCCUUGACGCCCUAUUUGUCCGAGCUGUUUGGCAAUGGCGGAUAUCCGUCGUAUUUUGCCUCGCCAAUUUUAGAGCCGUUCCGAGACCAGACGUUCUUGGACCGAUUGAAAAACUACCUUUUCACGAAAUUUGAAAUAUUCUUCAAGAAGACAUUCGAACAGGGGGCCAUUGAAAAACUUGCGGAAAGCUUGCUGAACAGAACCUUCGAGUUCGGCGAGCUGCAAAAGGGAAUUUCGCUGCUUUUCGUUAAUGAGUACCCAUUGCUCAAUGCGCCCAAAGCGCUGACGCCCAACAUUAUCCCAUUGGGAGGGUUGCACAUAAGAAAAUUGCAGCCCAUGCCUGGCAUUCUUCAGUCGAUCAUCGACAAUGCCAAUCAAGGGUUCAUUUUCUUCAGCGCAGGCACGGACAUUCAACAGAACAUCUUCAGUCCGGAAACGAAGCUACUGUUUGCCAACGCUUUCAUGAAUCUCAGCCAGAAAACGAUCAUGUGGAAGGACAAUAUCGACGACGAAGACCAUCCUUUCAAUGACCGGCCCUCAAACAUUCUGAUUCAUAAAUGGGUGCCCCAAAAUGAGAUUCUAGGUCACCCUCAUACCAAACUUUUCAUCACCACCGGCGGAUCGUUGAGUAUCCAAGAAGCGAUUUAUCACGGAGUUCCAGUCUUAGGUAUUCCCAUUUACGAUGAGCAUCAUCGCAACAUCCAAUUCAUUGUUGAUCGGCAUUUGGGCCUCAAGUUGGACUACAACGAUUUAACUGAAGAGACCAUCUCGGCCUCGAUUAACGCCAUUUUACAAAAUCCUAUAUAUUUGGAAAACAUGGACCAACUAGCGAAAAAAUUCCGAGACCAACCUCAAAGUCCCGUACAAAAGGCGAUAUACUGGAUUGAGUAUGUGCUGCGACACAAUGCAACCGAUGGAGCCGAUUUUUUGACUCCCAAAUCGAGAUUUUCGUCAUUUUAUGGCACCUACUCAACUGAUGUUGAGCUUUUUCUGCUAUCUGCCGCAAUUCUGACUACGAUUUUAACGGCUUCCUUGGGAAUUUUUACGCUUUUGACAAUACUGUCCAAUAGGAGCAAGAGUACAAUGAGAGGCAACAAAAAGACAAAUUAAUUCAAACAAUUUUGUUUGUUAAACAAAAGAGUUUCGGGAUUUUAGGCCGAUCUAUUCAACGACGGUCCACUAUCCUGCAAAACUCGCCAGUUUCAUGCAGUUUAUAAAAUCAGUUAUUUUUAAUAGAUUUUUACCAGUUACCUGCAAGAUUCAAUUAAUGUACUCAGUUGAAAUGUCAAUGCAAUAAAAUCAUAAGUAGGUAA